UCGUUUAUUGCAAGUCGCUCUUUGUGAUCUCGUACGGGUGACGGCGGCGACAGGUCGUCCUUCUUCGGUACCGGACGGUAGGUGGAGCUGGCUCAUCAUCAGUCUCAGCCUCCUCUCUCGAUUGUUAGGCUCUCAUUCAUCUUCUCCGGCAGCGCCGGCAAAGAGUGACUGCAUCGUGCCACCGGAUUCCUGAUUCCAGUGUGUCCCAACAAGCGAAAGCCGGGAAUUAGAUUUCUUUUCAUUUUCUAUUGCCACCAAAAAAGAGUAUGGCAAAGUUGGAGGAGAUUGAUACAGAGGAAUAUGAGAAGAUAAUAGCAGCUAACCAAAUGAAGAGGAAGAAGUAUAGCAUCAUAAUCCCCACAUACAAUGAGCGUCUCAACAUUGCUCUUGUCAUCUACCUUAUCUUCAAACAUCUUCAGGAGUUUGAGUUUGAAGUCAUUAUUGUGGAUGAUGGAAGUCCUGAUGGUACUCAAGAAAUCAUAAAACAGCUACAGAAUAUCUACGGCGAAGAUCACAUUCUACUACGCGCAAGGCCAAAGAAGCUUGGUCUAGGAACUGCUUAUGUUCAUGGAUUUAAUCAUGCAUCUGGAGAUUACAUAAUAAUCAUGGAUGCAGAUCUCUCCCACCAUCCAAAAUACUUGCCCAGCUUUAUCAGGAAGCAAAUGGAAACUAGUGCAAGUAUAGUUACAGGAACCCGUUAUGUCCGACAUGGCGGUGUGCAUGGAUGGAACCUUAUGCGUAAACUAACAAGUAGAGGCGCAAAUGUGCUUGCACAGACACUUCUAUGGCCAGGUGUAUCCGACCUAACUGGUUCCUUUAGGCUUUACGAGAGGAGUGCUUUUGAAGAUGUCAUAAGUUCAUGUGUGAGUAAAGGAUAUGUCUUUCAGAUGGAGAUUAUCGUUAGAGCUAGCAGGAAGGGCUAUCACAUUGAAGAGGUUCCCAUAACUUUCGUUGACAGAAUUUAUGGAAGCUCAAAACUGGGUGGAUCUGAAAUAGUCCAGUACCUAAAAGGUCUGGCGUACCUGUUGCUCACAACCUAAACGUAGAACAAAUUGGCGAGCACUCUUGCUUUCAACUUAGUCUCUGGCAUUGAUCGUAACUUCAGUUUCACACCUUUCUGUUGGAAAAUCAAGAAACACAGAUUUAGAUUAUCGCUGUCCAGACCUAUUAUCUGCCAUCUACAGUCAAAACUCAGCAUCCCUUGCAGAUGCAUUUUCUUUUCCACACUACUUGGAUGAAGAAUUCAAGUAUACACUUUUUGAUAUGCGUCCAGUGGUUUUUUUUCCUCUUGUCAUAAAUUUGUCUACUAGAAACAAAUUUGAGUUUCGUUAUUUGCGUUGUAAUAUAUAAACAAUAACUUUCACAUUGUUUACUGCUGUUUUCAUUCCAAUCAAUCUCUCUGUCUGUCUAUUCUCUUUUAAA
Zingiber officinale is the source of this 1422-nucleotide messenger RNA. Its product is annotated as dolichol-phosphate mannosyltransferase subunit 1-like. The record is from RefSeq and is a predicted model, not a curated record. Lineage: Eukaryota; Viridiplantae; Streptophyta; Magnoliopsida; Zingiberales; Zingiberaceae. The transcript is spliced from 9 exons. Gene Ontology annotation, biological process: protein O-linked glycosylation via mannose; GPI anchor biosynthetic process. Bases 267 to 1040 code for a protein of 257 amino acids. Gene Ontology annotation, cellular component: endoplasmic reticulum membrane. Gene Ontology annotation, molecular function: dolichyl-phosphate beta-D-mannosyltransferase activity.